AUGUCUGAUAUUUCCGGAGAAAACCAGCAAGCUGCUGAUUCUGGACUAGAAAAUUCCGUGGAAAUGUCCCAAUCCGGAGGACCAUCAUUAUCCGUGCAAAUGCAAGAAAAUAUAAACAAAAUGACAGAAUUGGUGGCAGAAUUGCAUCAGGAGAAGCCCAAAAUUGAGGGUCUUCAGCAGCAGGAGGAGCAAAACAACAACAACGACGAAGCUGUCGUCCAGCAGCUGGAAUUCAGCAAAGAACGCGAUAGCAUCCUAUUGCAACUGCAGGAGGAGAUGUGCAACUACGCCACCAUUCAGUCCAAGUUCCAGGAGCACGAGCAAUCGAUGGAGCUGAUUGUUAAGGAGCUGCAGCAGCAGAUGUUCGAUCUGGAGAAGGAGCGAGAUGAUCUCAAGGAGGCGCUGGCCGUCAAGGAAAUGGUCGGAUUGGAUGAACUCGAGCAGCUGGACGUCGAGCUAGAAGACAUAAGCAGGGAGGUGAAUGAUCUAAACAAUCAGGUGUACAGAAUGACAGAGGCCACCAUAUGCCCCCUCUGUCUCGCCCCAUGGGCGUCUGAAGGGGACCAUCGCGUGGUAACCCUCCGCUGCGGACACCUCUUUGGGGACAGUUGCCUCCGCGAAUGUAUCCAACGCAAUGGCCGUUGCCCCAUUUGUAGGAAGAGAUCGUAUCAAAAUGAGGUUCGCAACAUCUAUUAUGGUCAAUCCUAUUAA
This is a messenger RNA of Drosophila serrata, 711 nucleotides long. RefSeq lists its product as uncharacterized. NCBI's taxonomy places the organism in Eukaryota, Metazoa, Arthropoda, Insecta, Diptera, Drosophilidae. Gene Ontology annotation, cellular component: nucleus. Gene Ontology annotation, molecular function: ubiquitin-protein transferase activity. The record is from RefSeq and is a predicted model, not a curated record. Gene Ontology annotation, biological process: protein ubiquitination; interstrand cross-link repair.